Molecule: messenger RNA, 1702 nt
Organism: Puccinia graminis f. sp. tritici CRL 75-36-700-3
Lineage: Eukaryota; Fungi; Basidiomycota; Pucciniomycetes; Pucciniales; Pucciniaceae
Exons: 2
Coding region: 127-1206 (359 amino acids)
Source: RefSeq, a predicted model, not a curated record
AUAGACGGGCUAGACAAUUGGUCAUAUACAAUGUAUGAAGGUUGAGAGGGCAAACAUGCCGACGGCGCGUGUGAUCUUCUUUUCGUUGGCUGGGCACGCCGAACAUCAUCAGAUGACUUGGGCAUCAUGAACGGGCAAGGAGACAUCCCUUCAAGGGAGCGAAGAGGGGCCCUUGGACGGGUAUAUAAACCGGCCGAUAUUCGCCCCCUUCCCCAUCUCACUCAUCCACUCAUCACUCGGACUCCAGACACACACACACACACACAGCAACCAGCUCCAAUCCCCACAGACCAAUCCCUUUCCAACACUUUCCUUUCAAGACACACGAACUUCAGAAUGCGAUCCUUCUUGACUGCCGCCAUCACAGUUGCGCUCCUCCAGAGCGCCUCGGCCAUCCCACUCGACCAACAACAAUCUAAGGACGGCCACGAAUCCGCCCGCUCGUUGGGCCUCGACGGUCUCGGCCUUGGCGGCGGCGCCGGUGCUGGCGGUCCUCCUCCCGGAUUCGGUGCUGGUGGCGGUGCCGGCGGCAACAUGAUGCAAUGCGGUGGCAGCCACGCCCUGAUUCCGAUCGGUCUCCUUCAAAACAACAAGUGCAGGAUGAGCGGCGGCGGCGGUGGUCGCGGUGGGGGCGGCGGCCGAUUCCCUCAACAAGGCAUCGUCAUCAACAACAACAACAACAUGAACGGCGGCCCGAUGAUCAACAGCUUCCAGCCCAGCAACACAAACAUCAACGGCGGCGGCGGUGGAUUCGGCCCACCAGGCGGUCCCGGUCUCUGCGGCACACCCGGCUCUUUCGGAGGCUGCUUCAACCCCGGUCCUAUGCCUCCUCCUUGUGCUGGCUGCGGUGGCGGCUUCAUGCCCAUCCCCGCUCCUAACCCCUGCAUCGACGGUGGAUGUGGCGGCGGCUUCAUCCCCUCACCCGCUCCUAACCCCUGCGUCAACGGGGGAUGUGGUGGUGGUGUCCUUCCCCCCGGCGGCUUCCCCGGCGGCUUCCCUGGCGGUCUUCCUGGAGGAUUCCCUGGCGGCUCAGCCUUCGGCAUGUCUCCCAUGGUCGGCGGCAUGUCAGUCACAUCCUCCACCUCCGAAACCGAACAGUCCUCCUCAUCCAUGCAGAUGAGCUCCGGCAUGGGCGGCAUGCCCGGCGGUCCUGGUGGGUUGUUGUUGAAGAGCAAAGACCCCAAGAAAUCCGACAAGAAGCAAUAGAGUCUUCACGACCCCUCCAGAUGGACUAUCUACUCCGUUUUCGGCCGACUCCCUGAGGACUAGCUUGACUCACUUAACUUGCUCUUCUCCUUGCCUCGAUCCGUUGUAGUCCCGCCUCUUCUUGUGUCCUAUACUCCUCCCAUCUAUGUUGUCUUAUAUUAUAUACACAUCGUCCAUCCUUCGCCUGUCCUGUUUGUUAGUCGCUGUUCCUCUACUCGUAUCUUCUGAACUCACACUCGUUUUAAUAGUCUUAUACACACAUCUCCCUUCUAAAUAUAAAUAUAAAUAUAUAUUUUAUCUUCAUCAUGUUUUCUUGGUCUAACUGGCGCUCUCAAUGCUCGAAUGUUUGCUUGUCCAUUUGUGUUCACUUCGAGCUCCUCACUCUGCUGCAUUGAAUCCAAAUCGCACGAACACAUUUUGUCCAUGCCCUCUCCGAGUGUCUAAGUCGAGUUUCUUGACUGUGUCCCAUGAGCCCCUACACAAGCGUCUAAAACUG